AUGUAUAAAAUGGAAUAUUCCUACCUCCACUCCUACGAGUCUUGCAUUGCUGGGAUGGAUGCAUCGAAUCUGUCCUCGCCCUAUGUGGAUUUCAGCUCCUGUAAUCAAACCGCCGGUUUCCAGUUUAGUCCCAUCCGCAACGGCUUUGGGGGCGCCGCCAACUGCACGUCUCUGAUGCCGAGCUCCAGCAACCUGUGCUCGCUCAGGGACCAUCGGAGCUCACCGUACACUACAGCUCCUUAUAAGAUAUUCUCCGAUCGCGGAGCUUUUAACGAAAAGCGUAAACAGAGGCGCAUCCGCACGACCUUCACGAGCUCUCAACUUAAAGAACUGGAGAGCGUGUUUGCUGAGACUCACUACCCUGAUAUCUACACGCGCGAGGAGCUCGCUCUAAGGAUAGACCUCACAGAGGCUCGUGUUCAGGUGUGGUUUCAAAAUAGGCGAGCAAAAUUUCGCAAGCAGGAGCGCAUGGCUGCUGCAGCUGCCGCGGCUGUUCAAGGCAGCACAGCAACGAAGAAGCCAGAUUCGAGCAAGGAGGACAACGAAGAGCUGCAAAUAUCAGACCCGGACAGCACUGGACUCUCAAGACCGAGCUCCACUCCUACGCCACCCUCGAGCAUUACCAGCUGUAGUGGACUUGGCUCCACGAGCGAUUUGGCAACUGAAGAAGUGGAGCCAGCGAAAUCGUCUGUGUCAGGUGAUAUGUCCGAUCAGGGAUGGUCUUCCCCGACUAAAGAGGAAAUGACUUUGCCGGACCUGCUGGGUGGGCCGUUUGCGAACGUAUUGUCGUCUAUUCAGAAACAGAAUGGAUGCGCGAGCGCGUUAGUGAAGCCCGGCAUGUUCUAG
Molecule: messenger RNA, 846 nt
Organism: Chanos chanos (milkfish)
Lineage: Eukaryota; Metazoa; Chordata; Actinopteri; Gonorynchiformes; Chanidae
Product: paired mesoderm homeobox protein 2B-like
Exons: 3
Coding region: 1-846 (281 amino acids)
Biological process (GO): regulation of transcription by RNA polymerase II
Molecular function (GO): DNA-binding transcription factor activity, RNA polymerase II-specific; RNA polymerase II transcription regulatory region sequence-specific DNA binding
Source: RefSeq, a predicted model, not a curated record